AUGAAGACCUGCCCUGAAGCCGCUUCAGCGCAGCAGCAGCAACAGGGGAGCCACAGUUCUGCUGCUGCUGCGCCCGUUGCUGCUGCACCUACUGCUGCUGCUGCUGCUGGCAGCAAUUUAGAAGCAGCAGCAGCGGCAAAAACAACAGCGGCAGCAGCAGCACGUCCGGUAGAACCAAAGGCAGCAACAGCAGCAGCAACAGCAGCGGCAACUGCAGCAGCAGAAACAGCAGCAACAACAGGUAGAACUGCGCCAAAUAGAAAGGCAACAGCAGCAGCAAAUGCUGCGAAACCAGCAGCAGAAGCAGUAGCAGCGAAUGUUGCAAAGCCAGCAGCAGCAACAGCAGCAGCAAAUGCUGCGAAACCAGCAGCAGCACCAGCAGCAGCACCAGCAGCAGCACCAGCAGCAGCAGCAGCAACUUACAAAACCGCUGUUGCUAACUUUUCUCCCUUCUUUUUUGAAUUUUCAGAAAUCCCGAAAGUCUGCAGCGAACAAUUUGCGCUGUACAUACAGCCCAAGUCUGCUGCUGCUGCAGCAGCAGCAACAGCAGCAAGGGGAGCCGCAAAUGCAGCAGCAGGUGCAGCAGCAGCAGGUGCUGCGCCACCGACAGAUGGGGAGAGGGACUGCUGCGCUGCUGCUGCUUGCAGCAGUCUUUGGGCGGCAGCUCUUGAAUUUUGCUUCAGCCGAGCAGCAGCAGCAGCAGCUGCUGCUGCUGCUGCUGCACCAGCAGCACCUGCAGCAGCAGCAGCUGCCGCAGAAGUAGCAGCAGCAGCGGCGGCCGCAGCCAUUGAUAUGAUCGGCAGUAACGGCCUGCAUGCAGCAUCAGCACCUGCUGGUGCUGCACUUGCUGCUACUGCUGCGCCUGCUGCUGCUGCUGCACCUGCUGCUGCUGCUGCUGCUGCUGCUGCUGUGGACGCCGAUUGGGUCUCUUCUUUCUUGUCCCUUUCUUUCCUCCAAAGUAUCGCCAGACACAAACCGGAGCUUCUCUUCAGCGCAGAAUUUGCUGCUGCGCCUGCUGCUGCUGCUGCUGCUGCAGGCAAUGCUGCUGCUGCUGAGGUGGAGGCAGCAGCAGCAGACUGCUCACAGCAGCAUACGCAGCAGGAGCGACAGCAGCAGCUGUGCCCGCGAGAAGCCACAGCACCACAAAGGGCAGCAGCAGCAGAACCAGCAGCAGCAGGAUCAGCGGCAACAAUCAGCAGCAGCCUGCAGCAGCAGCAACUGCUGCAGUUUGUGCUGCUGCAGCUGCAGUCGCUCCGCAGCAGCAGCAGCAGGGCAGGAAUGCGAACUGUAGCUGCGCUUUGCCGAGGCUUGCUGGUGCUAUACCAGCAGCAGCAGCAGCAGCAACAGCAGCAGCAGCAGCAGCAACAGCAGCAGCAGGAACAGCAGCAGCAACAGCAGCAACAACAACAGCAGCAGCAGCAGCAGCAGCAAAUAUGUGCUUGCCUAGCUUUGAUGCUGCACUAUUUUGUUCCCCCUUUGCUGCUGAGAGCAGCAGCAGAGAAACGCUUUCUUGCUGCUGAGGCUGACGAAGCAAUUAAACAAUUGGCGCACUUGGCUGUUGCUGUGCCUUGGCUGAUUCCGCUGCUGCUGCAGCUGCUGCAGCGGCAGCUGCUAGCUGCUCGCACAGCAGCACCUGCAGCAAAGCUGCUGCUGCAGCUGCUGCAGCUCUCAUUGGCACGACACCAGCAGCAGCAGCAGCAGCAAGUGCUGCAGCCGCAGCAGCAGCAAGAACACGAGCCACAGAAGAGAGCUGACGAGGAUGCUUCUGUUGCUGCUGCUGCAGCUGCCUCCGAGGGCUGCUCAAAGCAGCAGCAGCAGCAGCAGCAGCAGCAGUUUUUGCUGCAGCAAGUUGUGCGUCCCUGUUUGCUGCUGCUGGCCCCUCUCUCAAGGGCGCCGCAGCAGGAAGUAAGAGAAGCUGUGAGAGCAGCAGCAGCAGCAGCAUGCAGUUAUCCGUGGCGGCUCAGCAGCAGCAGCGGCAACAGCAACAGCAGCAGAUGCAGCAGCAGCAGCAGCAGCAGCAGUUCUGCUGAAAAUGCAGCAGCAAAUGUCGCAUGCGGAGAUGCUGCUGCUGCUGCUGCUGCGGUGCAAGCUGCGGAAGAUCCACCUCGUCUUGCUUUGCUGCUGUCGCAGUUUGCCGAGGCAGCAGCAACAGCAGCAGCAGCAACCCCACCAGCCACAGCAGCAGCUAAUGCUGCUACCGCAGCUGGCGGAGAUGCAGCAGCAGGUGGCAUCGCUGCUGCUGCUGCUGCUGCUGCUCAGCAGCUGCUGCGUGAAGCAUGGAGGGCCUCCCAAGGAAGACCCCAAAGGCUACUUCAAAGUGCUGCUGCUGCUGCUGCUGCAGCUGCUGCUGCUGCAGGGAGUGCAGCGAGUCGAGCCUUGUUGCACCAGAAGAGCCAAAGGCGCUCCCCUGCUGGCCAGCAGCAGCAGCAGCAGCAGCAGCAACUGCAGCAGAGGCAGCAACGCCAGCAGCAGCAACAGCAGCAGCAGAGAGAGGUCAGCAAGCAGUCAGAUUCGUGUGGGGCUAAAACUGCAGCACCAGCAACAGCAGCAGCAGCACCGGCACCAGCUGCAGCAGUAACAACAGCUGCAGCAGUUACAGCUGCUGCAGCAGCAGCAACUGCAGUAGCAGCAACUGCAGCAGCAGCAACUGCAGCAGGAGCAACUGCAGCAGCAGCAACUGCAGCAGCAACUGCAGUUACACAAGCUACAGUAGCACCAGCUGCUGCCGCCGAAGCAGCAAAGAGGGACGACGCAGCAACCGAGGAGAGAGAAACCGCAGCACCGCCUCUAGGAGCUCUGAAGCAGCAGCAGCAGCAGCAACAGCAGCAGCAGCAGCAGCAAAAACGGCCCUGCAAUCCUGUGGUUGUUUGCUGCCUUCAUGAAAACAAACGCUUUAAACAAAACGCAGUCAGCGAGCCCACUCUUCAAGCAGCAAAUCCAUAA
This is a messenger RNA of Eimeria tenella, 2943 nucleotides long. RefSeq lists its product as uncharacterized. NCBI's taxonomy places the organism in Eukaryota, Apicomplexa, Conoidasida, Eucoccidiorida, Eimeriidae. Bases 1 to 2943 code for a protein of 980 amino acids. The transcript is spliced from 2 exons. The record is from RefSeq and is a predicted model, not a curated record.